UUAUAUAAUUAUCAAUGGUUUCUUAAAGUUAAUCUUUACGAAGAAAACGUUUAAUUGACAUGAAAACUCGAUUGUGAACACCCAAACAUCCACAUCAAUAAGCAAAGUAGCUUUGAAAUCGCCACUUUAAAGCAGUAGAUGUCGCUACAGUGUUUUGUAUAGUUUCAUGGUCAUGUACCGUUCCUAUAAAACGGAAGAGCGCAAUAUAAUAGGAUUAUAUUAGAGUGUAGAAUCGACUUGGUUCAGAAGUGUUCGCAAUGGCGCUCCAAAUAGCGCUAUCAUGUUUAUGUUUAAUUCUCUUUUCGAACGGAAUAACAAUGCAAAAUGUCAACCAACCCAAUCAGCCAUCGUCUCAGGUGCCAAAUUUGGGAGAAUUCGAAUCCGAUUCGUCGAUUGACGAACCCAUCGUUUUUAAAACAAAGGAAGAAUGCGCUGGAUGUCCAACAAAAAUAAACACAAACGCCGAGGGGGUAGAUCCAUUGUUAGAAAUGGCCAUGAAAGAUAUCGAAUCAGUACGGGAUAGAAGACAACUCCUCUUGGAAUUAAUCGACCUUGAACGCCAAGUUGUUAAUGGAAUUAAAUUUGGCGCUACAAUCAAAGUUGGUUCAUCGAAAUGUUUAAGAAACGCCGACAUCAUUUUAUCCAGUUGCGAAUUGGACGAAUCUAUUGAUUCGGAAUAUUGCAGAAUCGAAUUUUUGCAAAAACCUUGGAUAUCCAACGACAAAUUUAUAAUACGAAAUAAUUGCACCUCUAAAACAUACUCAUUCCCGGAAGAAGCGAUCAUUAAAACAACGACCACUCAAAAACCAAAAGAAUUAACACCCGAAGACAUUCGCAACAUCGAAAUGCAAAUAAUUUCCGAUGAUCUUUUCAACUACAUGUUUGAAAACGAAGAUUUCGAAAAUCGUUUAGACACCCCGGUUUAUUCAGAUGCGCCACUACAAAUUUUAGACUUAGGAAGUAUGGAUGACGAAGACAAUAGAUUUUACGAUGUUCGCCGUAAAAGGGGUUUACAUACUUCUGAAGAAUCAAACAGUAACGAAACAUCGAGUGAGGAACAUCAUAAAAGAACCGUUCGCGAAUUAAACACAUCUGAAGAUUCUAAAAGUAAUGAUACUUCUGUUAGUAGUCAUGAACAUCAAAGAGUUCGCCGAAGCGACAGUAGUAGUAGCAGUAGUAGUUCUGAUGAUGAUAAUAACGGUAAUAAUGGAAAUGGCGAAGAUAACAACGUUCGGCAAAGUUACGUAAAAGGUAAAGAGUCCCAUAACGAUAAAAAUGGAAAUGGCGAUGAUAACAACGAUACAAGCUCUAGUUCAAGUAGCGAUGACGAUAAUAACGAUAACAAUGGAAAAAAGAAUAAAAUAAAGAGGGGCACCCCUUUAGAAGCGUUAGAUGAAAAAAUUUUAUUAAGAAACUUAGCUAACUUUGUAACAUCUUCGCUUGAUGACACCGACGACGAUGAUUUUAAACAAAUUCCAGCUUCAAUAGUGAAACUACAACGUUCCGAUAUAGAAGGAUUAGUUUAUCAUUUAAAAUUAAAAAUAGUAGACUCAAUUUGUCCGGAAACUAAAACCACAACAACCGAUAAUUUCCUCGUUAAUCACUCCCACAAUGAAGAAUGCCAUUCAGAUCUUAUUCCAAACACAACGAAAGUUUGCAAAGUUAAAGUUUAUGUUCCAAACACAUUUGUAAAUCCGAAAAUUCUUAGUUCGCGAUGUCAUUAUGUCGAGCAAGGCGGUAAAAGAUAUAAAAGAGCCGGUAUACCUGGAGGAGUUUCUCCAACAUCAGUAGACAAUCCAGAAAUAAUUUCUUUAGCCGAAUCAACUUUAAAAUUACUUGAUGGCGAAUCGGGACAUUCCAACAAAUAUAAAGUCGUUAAAAUCCAUUCAGCUACUACUCAAGUUGUUGCAGGCAGCUUAACGAAAAUCUCUGCGGAUAUUGCUAUUUCCGAUUGUUUAAAAAGUGAUAGUAAAGAUGCGAAAUUAUGUGGAAUCCAAUCGGGAUCAACUCCAAAAACAUGUAAAAUUGAAGUUUGGGAUCGCCCUUGGUUACCAGACGGAAAACAAACGACCGUUACUUGCGAUGCAAAAGUAUCAAAAUUUAGAAGUAAACGUGAUUUGCACGCCUCCCCUCACGGAACAAUGAGAAGAAAACGACAAAUUGUUGGAGCUCCCAUUGAGGCAUCAGCGGACGAUCCGGAAAUAAUAAAAAUGACUCAAACGGCAGUAAAACAAUUCGACACAGUUUCCUCAGAUUCCACAAAAUAUAAAAUAGUAAAAAUUCAUACCGUAACCAAACAAGUUGUAGCCGGAGUUCUAUACAAAAUAAAAGCUGAAAUUGUGCUAACUGAUUGUCCAAAAACAGACCCAACCGACGCAAACAUUUGCGGGACGGCUAAAGAGGCAAAUUCACGAUUGUGCGAAAUCGAAAUUUGGUCCCGUCCUUGGAUUCAACCCGGUGGAACCGAAACGACUGUAAAAUGUGGGGAUCAACAAACAAAAGUAAGAUCAAAAAGAUCUCUUCGUUACAACCAAGAUCGUCUCGAUAAUAUCGCUUUUAACGAGUUUUUGAACAAAUAUGAUAUCAGUUAUGACAGCGAAAUUGAACGAUCACGGCGGUUUAAAAUUUUUCAAACAAAUUUAAAAGUGAUUGAAUUGCAAAAUCUCUCGGAAAGGGGAUCCGCCGUUUAUGGAAUAACCCGUUUCGCCGAUCUAACACCGAAAGAGUUUAAAAGAAACUAUUUGGGAUUGAAAAUUAAUAAUAGAGUUGAAAACGAAAUACCAUUCGCGCAAGCGGAGAUUCCCGAUAUCGAUCUUCCUACCGAGUUUAGUUGGAAAGAUAAAAAUGCGGUAACCCCAGUCAAAGAUCAAGGUUCUUGCGGUAGUUGUUGGGCCUUUAGUACAACUGGAAAUGUUGAAGGACAAUACGCGAUUAAAUACGGAAAUUUACUUGAAUUCUCUGAACAAGAAUUAGUCGAUUGUGACUCUUACGAUGAAGGAUGUGGAGGUGGACUUAUGGAUAAUGCUUACAGGGCUAUUGAAAAUUUAGGUGGAUUAGAACUAGAAUCCGAUUAUCCUUACGACGGUAAAAACGAAAAAUGCCAUUUCAACAAAACAUUAUCUAAAGUCCAGUUAUCGGGUGCGUUAAAUAUCAGCCAAAACGAAGAUGAUAUGGCGAAAUGGUUGACGCAAAAUGGUCCCAUUGCUAUAGCCAUAAACGCAAAUGCUAUGCAAUUUUAUGUUGGAGGAGUUUCUCACCCAUGGAAACUCCUUUGUAAUCCAAAAAAUUUAGAUCAUGGCGUUUUAAUUGUAGGAUAUGGUGUUCAUUCAUAUCCUAACUUGAAGAAAGAUCUUCCUUAUUGGGAAAUAAAAAAUUCGUGGGGUAAACGAUGGGGAGAACAAGGUUAUUAUAAAGUGUACCGAGGCGAUGGUACUUGCGGUGUAAAUCAAACGCCUUCCAGUGCGAUCGUGGCUUAAUUAAUAACGAAUUUAAUAUGUGAUAAUAAAUUUAUCAUAAUGAAAUAAUAAAUUAACAUAUUAAUUUUAAUCGUAUAUAUUUUUAAUUAGUAAAUUCUUGUUUUGCUAUGUUAUUAAUUUUUAGUUUUGGAAAUAUAUCUCAACGUCACAAUGUUAAUGUUAUUAUUGGAUAGUUUCGAAUCUGUAUAUUUUGUUAUUAAUAAUAAAUCUAUAUAAAAUAUUA
Onthophagus taurus is the source of this 3699-nucleotide messenger RNA. RefSeq lists its product as uncharacterized. Gene Ontology annotation, molecular function: cysteine-type endopeptidase inhibitor activity; cysteine-type peptidase activity. The record is from RefSeq and is a predicted model, not a curated record. Lineage: Eukaryota; Metazoa; Arthropoda; Insecta; Coleoptera; Scarabaeidae. Gene Ontology annotation, biological process: proteolysis.